Messenger RNA from Haliotis rufescens (red abalone), 3991 nucleotides. Its product is annotated as elongation of very long chain fatty acids protein 7-like. Bases 186 to 1085 code for a protein of 299 amino acids. The record is from RefSeq and is a predicted model, not a curated record. The transcript is spliced from 8 exons. NCBI's taxonomy places the organism in Eukaryota, Metazoa, Mollusca, Gastropoda, Lepetellida, Haliotidae. Gene Ontology annotation, molecular function: fatty acid elongase activity. Gene Ontology annotation, biological process: fatty acid elongation, saturated fatty acid; fatty acid elongation, monounsaturated fatty acid; sphingolipid biosynthetic process. Gene Ontology annotation, cellular component: endoplasmic reticulum membrane.
GCUCUUAUACGUCAGCUUUUAUCCAUUCUUUGCGUUAUGCAUUCAAGGGGAAUUUCUCAGUCACCAUCUCUGAUCUGGUGAGAUACAUCUCAUUUAAAUACCUCAGUUGUAAGGAAAUACUCUAGUGCAGUGGUCAUCAGCGAAAAGGGAUAUUGCCGUCCUAAAGUGGUGACCUUGACCUCACCAUGGCAGCCUUUACAGCACUAAUGGACAAAUAUAAAUCGGCCACAACCGAUCUCAGAGACCUCCGGACUGAUGGAUGGUUUCUGAUGGAGUCUGUGUGGCCGACAGUGGCUACAGUUUUGGUGUAUCUUGUCAUUGUCGCCUGGGGUCCCCGAUUGAUGUCCAAUCGACCAGCCUUCCAGCUCAACAACGUCCUUGUCGCAUACAACUUCUGUCUCAUGCUGCUAUCAAUGUACAUGGUCUUUGAGUUUGUGGUCUCUGCAUGGCUGCGUCCAGGGUUCAGUCUGGCCUGUCAAGCUGUGGACUAUUCCAGUGAUCCCAUGUCAGUCAGGCUGGCGCAUGUGUGUUGGUGGUUUUACUUCUCCAAGCUUAUAGAGCUACUAGAUACCGUGUUCUUUGUUCUGCGGAAGAAAGGUAGCCAGAUCUCAUUCCUCCAUGUGUACCAUCACUCUACAAUGCCCAUACUCUGGUGGGCAGGGGUCAAAUUCGUCGCAGGAGGUGAAGGUUACUUCUCCGCCAGCAUCAACAGCUUCGUCCACGUCCUGAUGUACCUGUACUACCUCCUGUCUGCGAUGGGGCCCAGCAUGAGGAAGUACCUCUGGUGGAAGAAGUACAUGACCUCCAUACAGCUGGUGCAGUUCUGGGCCAUCCUCAUCCACACCAGCUACUCCAUUUACCUGAACUGCGGCUACCCCCUUGGCUACAACAUCGGCUUCCUCUCCUACAUGAUCUCACACAUCGUCCUGUUCUCCAACUUCUACUACCAGGCCUACAUCAACAAGUCCCAUCAUUCUGCCCCACUGAAGAACGGUAGCGCCAAGACCAAGCACCAGAACGGAGUCAUGAACGGCACCGUUAAAAGCGGAGUCACAAACGGCAAACUGCGGAAGCGGAUAGAAUGAUGAAGGGCCAGAGUAGUUCUUAGUGAUGUUUGUGUAACUGAAUAUCAGAUAUAACUGACUGACACUCAUGUCAACUGACAAUCAUCAUGCCAAUAGUGCUUACAACAUUCAUUAUACAUCACUGGUCAGGGCUGCUAGACAUGUCAACAGGCCCCUACCAAGCUCACCUCCUCCAGUGAAGUAGUCUGACAAUGUACUUGUUUCACAUGCAGUCUGGGCUCAAUAUUACUUCCUCCUCCAAGUGUUCUCACACAGAUUGGGACAUACUUUAUUCAGCAUUCAGCAUAACAUACCCGUGACGGUGUUAUCAGUGUACCCACUGCCUUCACGUUAUACGAUGAUCCUACUGCAGGGAGUUUUUUAAGGGUUUACUUUGUGUCCAUGACGCACCUCACCAUGAACCUGGCAGUGCCGGCUAUACAGGGAAUAUAUGUAUGUUGUGCCUGCCACUGAUAAUGUCCUGUAGAUGGGUGUGUGGUAUGACUUAUGGUGCUCACACUUAGUGUCAGUACAUGGAAUCUGUGGGUGGAUGAUAUGUAUAUUACACAAACACAUUGUUAUGUACAUGGAAAUUGGUGGGUAGAUAUUAUUUUUAUUACACACACCUAUUGUUACAGGCAUGGAAUGGGUGGGUGGGUGACACACAUACACAUAUAUUAUACACAUACACGCACAUGCUCAGGACACACACCACACCACACCACACCACACCACACCACACCACACGUGCAUGUGGAGAGGUAAGGAAAUAUUGGUUCCAUUAUCAUAUAGGGUGAUGUUCGCCAGUGGUGACUUACUACCUGUAUAUUGCACCAGCCAAUGAUAUGAACAUGUCACUGUGGUAUGGGGAGAACACUGCACUUCAUCUUUGUAAAGACAUGAGCUUUGGUGCAGUUAUUGUUGAUAUUUGCCACUCAACAUUCAAUUCUGUUUGUUAAUUUAUUGUAAAUAUCCCCAUCUGCACUUUCAUAUUUUCAUGAAAAUAGCCCAUCAAUGCAAUGAGAUACAUAGUAUAGAUAAGUUUAUGAGUUUAUGUCAUAAUGGUGAUUAUUGAGCUGGUUUAAUCAAUUUGCUGUUAUUAUUAUUGUUUAAUUAUUGCAAUAAUUCUGCUGGAAAUUAUAGCUGGUUUUCGUUAUUCCCUCAUUUAUUGAUGAUGCUGUAGAAUGUAGUGUCUUAGAACAAUCAAACCUUAACUAAGUCAAAACUAUUGUUGUUCCUGAGCUUAUAUUGUCAUGUACAGAGACUGAUUCUGUGUAAAAGCUUGCCAAUUGUGUGCAUGUUAUCAGCAAUAAGUAUUUAACUACACAACGAUGACUCACCCAACUCCAGUACACUAAAUUUGUUGUGUUCUACCAUUCCAAACAUAUUGGUGGUUUUAUUUUAUUUUGUUCAUACAUAAUUGAGUUGUUACCAUGGUUACAUUGACUUUUUCUGUCUGCAACAGGGUGUGGUUGGGGACUACCUCGCUGUUACGGCAUAUGAUAUGGGAUAUAUGUCGACAUCAGUCAUUUGAUAUACCAAUGUACAUGAUGUCCUUGGGGGAUAUUUAGAUAUAUCCCUGCAUAUAUGAGGAUGGUUAAAAAUACACCUUUUUGACAACUAUUAAGAUUUGUUAAUCUGUGUUUUUAAUUUCUUUUUGUUACAUAAAUGAAAGGGACAUACACAAACUCAGGCCAGGCAACAAGGGAUGCCCACUCUUAUGUGUGUCCCGUUUUAUGUCAACCAAUCACAGGAAAAAGGUUAGAAUGAGAAUGAUGAGAUAAGGUCAAGGUUACAGAUAGUCAAGAACAAGGUCAAGGUCAGGGUUAGAAAAGUUCAAGUUCACCUUUUGUGACCUUCAGUAUGUAAAUGUGUCCUACUGUAGCAACAUUUGACUGGUGUUACUAGCUGCAGUCACACCUGUGUCAGUGUAACAUGUAAACUUAGAGCUACCUCGAGUCCGCAGAUGUCACUCAGGGUGGCCAUUGUUAGCAACAUCGGGUCAUAUGUGGGCGAUAGUAAUGAGUGGUUGUUAUUUUGAUUGUUAACAGUUUUGUGCAUCACCAUGUAGUACAAAUUAUUAGAAUUCUAUUUUACAUUUUAUUCCUCAUGAUAUUACAAUCAAAUGUCUUUUCAACCUUUUUAUGCACUUUUAUAUCACAAUCACUGAGAUUUAUCUUGUUUUUAUUUGCAUUUCUUUUAUUUUCAUACUACUCAGAUGGUUUGUUUGUUGUACAACUGCCAAUGUUUAAUAAUAACAGUUGUUUUGUACCAGUGAACAAUCAAAAUUCUAGAGGUUGUUGUGAAAUGCAUAUAUUCUGUUUCAUUAUUGGCAUAUUUUGUAUUGCAUAAUUGAUGAGAUUGAACUGAGAAAAGUACCGGUAAUUUAUGACUGCUUGCAAUCAGUGGCAUAACAACCCUGUUGUGUAGAGACUGUAUUUAUUUAUGAAGUUAAUUUCAGCUUGAGAACAAAAUGUCUGUUUUAGCCAGAUGUGCGCUACAUGUAUACAACCAUGUUGUUGGUCUGUCCACAGUAUAUAUGCAGCCAACAAGAGUCGGUGUGUGUGUGUGUUAGAAUGAGAACAGUAUAUUAUUUAUAUUUUUCCUUCCCACCGAGCUAAUUUCAGAAAUGAAAAUAUCUUCCAAGUUGGUCUGUAGAGCAUGUGAUUUGAUAAGUUUUAGUGGAUGAAGAUGUAGGGUGUGGAUCAUGGAGACAAAUUCAGACUUACAAUAUUCUCUAUCUUUGCCUAAUAGUAUAUCAUCAUGGGAACUGGGAAGGUAGAUGAAGAUAGCAUUGGAGAGAACUAGCAAUAAACAAAGCUGAGCUGUUAAUGGCAGCAGCAAGAACUCUUCAUUGUAACAUAAUAGUUGCUAUAUUACUGUUCAGACUUCAUCAGUUCAGGUAAGGCUUACAGAAAAAUGUUUCU